This is a messenger RNA of Perca flavescens (yellow perch), 2257 nucleotides long. RefSeq names its product major facilitator superfamily domain containing 5 (gene slc61a1). The record is from RefSeq and is a predicted model, not a curated record. Lineage: Eukaryota; Metazoa; Chordata; Actinopteri; Perciformes; Percidae. Gene Ontology annotation, biological process: molybdate ion transport. The transcript is spliced from 2 exons. Gene Ontology annotation, cellular component: membrane. Gene Ontology annotation, molecular function: molybdate ion transmembrane transporter activity. Bases 224 to 1675 code for a protein of 483 amino acids.
GUAUUAAGAAUAAUAUACCCAGGACCCCGGAAGUGAAUGGUCUGUUUGCUACCAUAUCAAAAACCAUCACUUAGUUAGCUAUGUUUAAUGCUAUCACUUUUGUACGUGGUAAACUAAUAUGGGACCGCUGUCAAAUAGCACGGUGCUGAGAAAUAGAAAGAAGAGAGUUGAAAACGCCCCAGGACCUCAGGUUUGACUUCAAGUGGAUGCAGUUAAUUACACCAUGUUGGUGACAGCAUAUUUUGCCAUCAUUUUCCUGCUUGCCCUGUGUGUUGGCCUCGAGGUCAUAGCACGCCGCCUCACCCCACCUCAGUCUACUCCUACUGCUGUAGCCAACCCAGUUUUCCGUCGCUUCCAGACUAUAUUCCUCCGGGCAUACCUUUUGGCUUUGUGGGCAGACUGGCUCCAGGGUCCUUACCUCUACAAACUGUACCGCCACUACAGCUUCCUGGAAUCCCAAAUAGCCAUCUUAUAUGUGUGUGGCCUGGCCUCCUGUGUUCUGUUUGCUCCUUUUUCCGGCUGGCUCCCGCAAGUCUUGGGCCGCAGACAGACAUGUCUUCUCUUCUGCCUGUCCUACUCUGCUUGUUGUCUCACCAAGCUGUCCACAGACUACUUUGUUUUGAUUGUGGGUCGGAUCCUGGGGGGUCUGUCCACAUCCCUGCUUACCACCACAUUUGAAUCCUGGUACGUGCACCGCCAUGUAGACGUUCACGAUUUUCCCAAGGAGUGGAUCCCUAGUACCUUCACCAAAGCUGCUACCUGGAAUCAUGGGCUCGCUGUGGGAGCAGGGCUGGUGGCUAACUUGCUGACUGAAUGGCUCCACCUGGGGCCAGUGGCUCCUUUUCUCCUGGCUGUCCCCUGCUUGGUGUGCUGUGGCUGGGUGGUGCUAACCGACUGGGGCAAGGAAGAGGCUGAAGAAGGCCCUGAAGGGGACAAACAAAAACUACUUCUUGGCACUCCAAAUGGAGGUGGGAUCCGUUUGUCUGCGAGGGCCCGUUUCUCACGCAGCUGCCAUGAAGCCUUGCGCUGCCUGCUGUCAGACAGGAGAGUCAUGCUCUUAGGUGGAGUGCAGGCUCUGUUUGAAAGUGUCCUAUAUAUUUUUGUUUUCCUGUGGACCCCAGUACUGGACCCUCAUGGGCCUCCUUUGGGUAUAGUGUUCUCUUGCCUGAUGGCUUCUAGCAUGGCUGGCUCCUUGCUCUACCGCCUAGCCACCUCCACACGCUACCGUCUUCAGCCUGGCCAUGUUCUCUGCCUGGCUGUGCUGAUGGCCUUCUUCUCAUUCUUCAUGCUGACCUUCUCCACCGUCCCAGGUCAACCUAGACCUCAUGAAUCAUUUCUGGCCUUCCUGUUGCUGGAGCUGGCCUGUGGGCUCUACUUCCCUGCAGUCAGCUUUCUCCAGAGCAGGGUGAUCCCAGAGGAGAAGCGGGCCGGUGUGCUGGCCUGGUUCCGGCUGCCUCUGCACCUGCUGGCCUGCCUAGGGCUGCUGGCACUUCAUGGAGAGAUAUCAGGAACAGGUGGAGGGGAGGAGGGCAGCGGAACCAGACACAUGUUUGGAGGCUGUGCAAUCAUGAUGCUGGCAGCUUUGAUGGCUGUUGUCAGUCUGUUCACGCUGGGCAGAAAUGACACAGACCUGAGACUGGAAGGAACCAGGGGAGGGGAGGGGGAAAUGUAUUGAUGAGAUGGACAACAAAUACAGGGUUUUUCCUAGCUCAGAAUGGGCUUUUUUUUACACUAUUGUCGCUUCUUUUUACUUUUGUCGACAUAAAGCCCCACAAAAGUCAGCAAAAAGUUCCGAAACUAUCAUAGAAUUUAGCAAAUCAAGCAAAACAAAGAUUACAUUUUUGAAAGCAGGCUACCACACAGCCAACUCACAGCAAGUGUGUGUUGCGUAAUUGCAGUUUGAAAAACAGUUUCCUGUCUUUUUGGUUUGGCGUACAACUAGGCAGGCCAAAAUUGAUUGUGAACUUAAAUUGAUAUGCGAGCCGGAUAAAAAUUUGUGAGGAGCUGGGUUCGGCCUGUGGGCCUCGAGUUUGACACCUGUGGGGUACAGUAAACGAAACGAGUCUGUGCUACCUUAUUUGAUAGAAAUCUAUGCAUUUCCCUGUUAUUUCUGACAAUUUGAUGAACAGAAAUGUAUAUUAUGCUUGAGUAAAAAAGUAACCCAAUUAACAAACGUGUUAAGAGAAAUAAUAAUCAUAUUUUAUUUAUAGUAUCAAAUAGGGCUGGGCGAUAUAUCGAUAUUAUAUCGAUAUUGUGA